This is a messenger RNA of Helobdella robusta, 429 nucleotides long. RefSeq lists its product as hypothetical. Bases 1 to 429 code for a protein of 142 amino acids. The transcript has 5 exons. The record is from RefSeq and is a predicted model, not a curated record. Lineage: Eukaryota; Metazoa; Annelida; Clitellata; Rhynchobdellida; Glossiphoniidae.
AUGAGUGCGGGUUCGAUUUUAGUGAAACAUUUCCACGAUGUCUACGCGGAGCUGUCGCGAGAUGGCAGGCUGUCACUUUUUGACGAUGACCUGUCACUGAGGCCGAGAAAAACUAUUCAGGCAAGUAGUCGAGCAAAGAAUAAAAUAAGACUAUCUAGUGACUAUAGCGAAAAAUUGCUACUUCCCGUCUGUACAAUUAUGAGCGGCAAAAUAAAAACAAAAUGGUUUCUCUGCUACAACCAGAUAGAGAAGAAGUCAGUGAAAUGUUUAUUGUUUGAAAUCUGCUAUUCAGAUUGUGUAAUGGCUAAGAAGUUUUUCGACCGGACAGCCACCAGUCAAGAAAAUGAUCUGGAACAAAAGCGGCUGAGAAGCUUAUACUCCAGGAAACCUAACUACAACGACAAUGACGCUGCUGCUGCGGAUUUUUGA